Messenger RNA from Scylla paramamosain (green mud crab), 2318 nucleotides. It is a transcript of the gene UbcE2M, whose product is annotated as NEDD8-conjugating enzyme Ubc12-like. The coding region runs from base 175 to 723 and encodes 182 amino acids. The record is from RefSeq and is a predicted model, not a curated record. NCBI's taxonomy places the organism in Eukaryota, Metazoa, Arthropoda, Malacostraca, Decapoda, Portunidae. The transcript has 5 exons.
CAUUAGAUGGACGACAUCUAAAGUAGUGUUUUAGAGAAGAACCAUUGAGCACUCAGCACUCAGCAGAAAGCAAAACAAUCGGGCUCGGGAGGAACAUCCGAAGUCAAUGAAGUCUUCAUAGCAAAAAGACACGCUAAACUUUAAUUGUAAGAUAGUUUACGGGAAAUAUUCACUAUGAUUAAGUUGUUUUCUAUGAAAAACCAGAAAAAGGAUGGCAGCGACGCCCCUAAACAAGGAAGCCAGAAGCGAGCCUCCGCGGCCCAGCUGAGGAUCACCAAAGACAUCAAUGAGCUGACCUUACCCAAGACCUGUGACACCGAGUUCCCAGACCCGGAUGACCUUCUCACCUUCAAGCUCAUCAUUUGUCCAGAUGAGGGCUUUUACCGAGGAGGACGUUUUGUCUUCAGCUUCAAGGUUGGCCCAAACUACCCACAUGAACCACCCAAAGUUAAAUGUGAAACUAUGGUGUACCAUCCCAACAUUGACCUUGAGGGAAACGUGUGCCUCAACAUCUUGCGGGAAGACUGGAAGCCAGUUCUCACCAUCAACUCAAUAGUGUAUGGGCUUCAGUAUCUGUUUCUGGAACCCAAUCCCGAGGACCCCCUGAACAAGGAAGCAGCCGAGGUUUUGCAGAAUAAUCGGAGGUUAUUUGAACAGAAUGUGGUCAAGAGUAUGAAGGGUGGCUAUAUUGGCAAUGUAUACUUUGACAGGUGCCUCAAGUGAGGUGGGAAUGUUGCUGCCACAGAGAUCACAAUCUUAAAAACUUUUCUCAGAUUGUACUGUCAAGUUAAUCAAGUAUAUGGCCUUUCCUAUUUUAUUUUCAGUGAUUAGCUUGCAGAGUACCUUCUCGUCUCUUUAGUCAUCACUAUUUAUUUCUUAACUGUAAUUUGAGUUCCAUCAGAGUGAAAUUGGUUUUCUGCUCAAAGUAUUCAUAAACAUCAUUUAUUUCUCACCACAGAUUCAGAUUUUAUAAAUGAGUCAUAAAAUAGGCUGAAAAAUUUUUAAUGUUUCUCUUCCUGAAUAUUUUAAGCAGCAUUAGCUGUGAUCACUCCACAGGAAAUGUGUAGGAGUGCAGCUCAUAGUGAUUUGGUUACAUUGUCCUUUAUGUUGAAUUAGUUGAAUUUAUACCAGUGAAGGAACUUGUCCCAGUUUACCUGCCGUGUACCCCGAGUCCAUUCCAGUGCUCAUGCUGACGCCACUAAGUGGGUGUAGAACAAAGUGUAUAGUGGUAUAGUCACAUAUCACAACCUGAGAGAGUCCAGAGUCAUUCUUCUGUCAAAUUGAAUGUAGUACAGCCUCAAAUUUCUUAAUUUUAUUCAGCAUUACCAAUUCUUAGGUUCACUUGUUGAAAAAUUUAAGUGGGAAGCAGGUGCUUAAUUUUGUUGAUGAAAAUAGUUGUUGAAAAAUUUAAGUGGGAAGCAGGUGCUUAAUUUUGUUGAUGAAAAUAGUUAUGUAAUAUUUGGUUGUUUAAUUAGUUGUGUCUUCAGAGAGGCUGAUCAUGAAACAGGCCAACAUUUUGAAGAAUUGAAAUUAACAGGAACAGUGAAAUAAUCCCACAAUUUUUUUUUUUUUUCCAGAAUUCACUCAGAAUUUCCUUACAGUUUACAGUUUAAUUUUUCUUGCUUAAAUAUACAUUAUGUGUACUAGUGUGAGUCUAUCUUAUCAGACUGAAGUAAGUAAAUGCUCUAUGCAUAAUUUUUUUAAGCUGCAGUACCCUUAAUAGUAAUGGGACUUGUUUUCUGGCACUUCAAGCAGUAUGAAUUUGUUUGUUGUGUCGAUGCAUAUUGCUUUAGUCUGAUAAUUUUUCACGUAGAUCUGGGGUACGCGUUUGUCUUCAUUUGCCUAAUUCUCGUCGUGUGUGAUGUGUUGUCCAGUCCUAUUGGUCUUUAUGGCAGGUGUUGCUCUUCAGAACUCAACCUUCUGGGGCAAAUUAUUUAAUGAUUUUGUUUCCUUCCUCCAUGACUUUAUACACAGUCAAAAGAUGAGUUUCCCUGUGAGAAAGUGAUCAAGAUAAAACUAUUUUGCUUGUGUCCUUGUAGGGAAAACAGUACUACUGUGGCAGGGCCUUUGUUCUGAGGCUUUGUUACUAUAUACACAGUGAAAUUCCUUACAUGAAUGAAUGUACAUAUGCAGCAUUGUACAGAGUUUUUUUAACAUUUCUGUGAAAUUAAUACUUCCUUGAUGUUGAAAAUGUUAUCUGCUAAGUACUCAAUGCUGAAUCCUACAUCACUUCGUGCUAUAUUGCCAACUCAAGAACUGACACACACCUGGGGACGCAAGCUUUUGCAAAGAUGAAUACAAUAAAAGCCAGCAUGAAA